This is a messenger RNA of Xiphias gladius (swordfish), 1444 nucleotides long. RefSeq names its product RAB10, member RAS oncogene family (gene rab10). NCBI's taxonomy places the organism in Eukaryota, Metazoa, Chordata, Actinopteri, Istiophoriformes, Xiphiidae. Gene Ontology annotation, cellular component: recycling endosome; Golgi apparatus; insulin-responsive compartment. Gene Ontology annotation, molecular function: GTPase activity; GTP binding. The record is from RefSeq and is a predicted model, not a curated record. Gene Ontology annotation, biological process: cellular response to insulin stimulus. The transcript is spliced from 6 exons. Bases 616 to 1221 code for a protein of 201 amino acids.
UGUCGCCGUGGUGGAUCCCAUUCGAAGGCGACGGCGGUCGUCUGUAUUUCGGUUCUAAUCUCUCCAGAAAAAAAGGCGAAAUAACCCCGCACGGACAGCGAAUUUGACACUCUCAGGUUGAGAUUUUUCUUCCAAAUUACUCUCGGUCGAGCUUGUGGCUGGGCUCUGGAAUGACGGGGUGUGCCGAGAAUUUGAAUUAGCUCGCCGUUAGUUUGAAGAAAGAGUCGGGGUAGAGAGAGCGAGCGAGAGAGAGAGAGAGAGAGAGAGAGAGGAGCCAUUUUGUCCCGACUGUGUGGGAGAAAAGAAAGAGUGGAAAAGAGGAAUCACACGGGAGGAGAUCCUAUUUUUGCUUUCUGUUCUCAUGCUGUAGGGGGGAAAACAGUCGGGCUCGGGAAAUUUAAGUUCUCGGACACGUCUACGGACACGUUAUUUGGGUGGUAUUUAGGCAACAAGCUCGCCAAGCUAAUCAACAAAUCCCAGAUUGUUAACUUAACAGUCAAGAGGAGCGGGGCGGUUGGUCGGUUUGGCGAAGGAGCUGGCUUUAGACUUCACAUAGGAGUGCUAGGUUAUCCAUUUUUUUUGUAUCUAUCUGGGUAAACACAAGCUGUUUUUUCAAUGGCGAAGAAGACGUACGACUUGCUGUUCAAGCUGCUUCUGAUCGGAGACUCGGGCGUGGGGAAGACCUGUGUGCUGUUCCGCUUCUCUGACGACGCCUUCAACACAACCUUCAUCUCCACCAUAGGAAUAGACUUCAAGAUCAAAACUGUUGAAUUACAAGGAAAGAAGAUCAAACUACAGAUUUGGGACACAGCGGGCCAGGAACGGUUCCACACCAUCACCACCUCCUACUACAGAGGAGCCAUGGGCAUCAUGCUGGUCUACGACAUCACCAACGCCAAGAGCUUUGAAAACAUCAGCAAAUGGCUGCGCAACAUUGAUGAGCAUGCAAAUGAGGACGUUGAGAGGAUGCUGCUAGGCAACAAGUGUGACAUGGAGGACAAGAGGGUUGUACCAAAAACCAAGGGGGAGCAGAUUGCGAGGGAGCAUGGCAUUAGGUUUUUUGAGACGAGUGCUAAGGCCAACAUCAACAUCGAGAAGGCUUUCCUCACGUUAGCAGAAGACAUCCUCAGAAAGACGCCUGUAAAAGAGCCCAACAGUGAAAACGUCGACAUCAGCAGCGGAGGCGGAGUCACAGGCUGGAAGAGCAAGUGCUGCAGUUGAACAACUCCUCUGUUUCAGUCACACUAACGCACACAAACACACAGACACACACGUAUUCUCUCUCUCUAACUGCUAACUCUUAACUCUCGCCCUCUAACCUGUCUCAUGAGUUUUUUUUCGUGCACACUGACACUGUUUGUCUCUUUAUCAGAAUAAAACAAUAAACCACUUCACUCAUCUAACCCCCCCCCUUUCCUCCUCCUCCUCCUCAUCCAACCACCCC